UUUGCCAUGCGGCUUGACUUCGCUGCCAAUUAAAGUAAUCAAACACAGCCAAAAUUCGUAAUCGAGCAUACCGUGGCUCUUGUCAGUCGAUAACGUUUGCCUAAUCUAUCAAAGCGCAAGCAAAUACUAGAAUGAACCACGCCGACCUUGGAGAACCAGUCUUCAAAGCAUCUCCAGAAAAGGACGAAGGCAACUUGACCAAUGAGAAUCCGCAAACUAUGAGCUUUGAAACGGUCGCUAAGGUCAAGGUCAUAGCGAAUCGAGCUGUUGCCAGGAGAAGAUCCUUAUUUGACUUUGAUAAUAGGGGUAUUGUAGACUCUGGAUUAUCCACACUUUCGCAUGCAGAUUUCCCAGCGACACCGAGAUUACGUGCGGCAUCAAACGACAGCUCCACCAAGGAGAUUGGGUUCGAUAAAGAGUUGAUAUAUGGUAUCCUUGACCAGGAAAUGACACAAAAGUUAUCUGGAAAGUACUACGAUAGCAAAGAAUGCGAGUUCUACUCCAAACAAAUCGCAGGUGCUGUAAAGGAGAGAAUUGACGCAUUGAAGAUCAAAAACUAUAAAAUCGUGUGCGUUUGUUACAUUUCCAAACGUUCCACGCCCGCGAUGAAGUUAGAAAGCGGUUGCGCUUGGGAUGAGCUUAUCACUGCCGUCGAUAAAGACGAUUUUGUUGACUGCGUGUUUCAAAACGAGUUUAUUUCUGCUGUGGGGACUGUUUAUGGUGUGUGUUGYACUAGGCUUCCUCAAAACAMARCUGCAAGAAGAAGCUCGAGUUUCCCCUCAAGGUCCAGAGGCAUAUCUGUGCCGAAUUGACACGAUUGAUCUAUCRAAAUUGCAAAUAAAUGUCAUUGACAUUUCAAUAUCYAAAAAAUGGCUCUAAAAUCUGGAGCUCAGUUAACUCUACCUAGCGGAGUAACUUAAUUAUACUAUAUCAAAGAGUAGUUUUAACUCAACCAAGAGUUCGUUUCAACUCCUCCAAGCCAGUAAAGCGUAACUCCAGAAAAGUACAAGAGUAGUUUUAACUCAAACAAGAGUUCAUAUUAACUCUUCUUAGAAUAACAGUAACUCCAUUUAAUUUUAAGCCCUAUAUAAUGCAUGUACAUAGAGAUUCGUUCGUAUAUAGUGCUGUAUGUAUGACGUAUAUGCCAAAAAGGCGWGACCAAAAUCACUUAUCGAUUCCGAUUGUAAAUAAAAAUAUUUGUAUU
Messenger RNA from Exaiptasia diaphana, 1204 nucleotides. RefSeq lists its product as uncharacterized. NCBI's taxonomy places the organism in Eukaryota, Metazoa, Cnidaria, Anthozoa, Actiniaria, Aiptasiidae. The transcript has 2 exons. Gene Ontology annotation, molecular function: dynein intermediate chain binding. The coding region runs from base 132 to 812 and encodes 226 amino acids. Gene Ontology annotation, biological process: microtubule-based movement. Gene Ontology annotation, cellular component: cytoplasm; cytoplasmic dynein complex. The record is from RefSeq and is a predicted model, not a curated record.